AUGAAGCCUAAUACUAUCCGUUUGUCAAUAUUUAUGUUGGUCAUAUUUGGCAUGCAUGCCAUUUUAGUGCUCGGCCGAGGUACUGGUCGAGGUACUCGUGUUGGCUUCUAUUCCACCACAUGUCCUCAAGUGGAGUCGAUCGUCAAAUCAGCUGUGCAAGCUCGUUUUGAUACCGACCCUACUGUUGCUCCUGGGCUGCUGAGGAUGCACUUCCAUGAUUGUUUUGUUCGUGGUUGUGAUGGCUCAAUUCUCCUUGAAGGAUCUAACACUGAGAGAACUGCAAUUCCUAACUCAAAUUUGAGGGGAUUCGAUGUCAUUCAGAAUGCCAAGACUCAACUUGAAGCUAAAUGUCCUGGAGUUGUUUCUUGUGCUGAUAUUCUUGCUCUAGCUACACGUGACUCUAUUGUUCUGAGUGGAGGACCUAGUUGGGCAGUUCCUACAGGGCGAAGAGAUGGAAGAGUUUCAUUGCAAUCUGAAGUUGGUGCCAACAUUCCUGGACCCACUGAAUCUGUUGCUGAGCAAAAACGAAAAUUCUCUGUAAAAGGUCUCAACAUCCAGGAUCUUGUUGUCCUCGUAGGCGGACAUACUAUUGGAACCGCAGGAUGUGCUGUAAUUACAGGUAGAUUAUUCAAUUUCAAUGGAACAGCUGGUGCAUCUGAUCCUUCCAUAAACCCAUCAUUCCUCCCUACAUUACAAGCUCUUUGUCCUCAAGGUGGCAACCCAGCAACGCGCGUACCAUUAGACACAGGCAGUGUAGACAAAUUUGAUACCUCUUUCUUUGCAAACUUGAGGAACGGUAAAGGAGUUCUCCAAUCCGAUCAAGUACUAUGGACAGACCGUUCCACCAGGUCUUUUGUCCAACGAUUUUUGACUUUCCGUGCUUUCAAUCCUGAAUUUACAAAGUCUAUGAUUAAAAUGAGUAAAAUUGGAGUCCUUACCGGUCUUCAAGGUGAAAUUCGCAAAGUUUGCAAUACAGUAAACUAA
Messenger RNA from Carica papaya (papaya), 984 nucleotides. Its product is annotated as peroxidase N1-like. NCBI's taxonomy places the organism in Eukaryota, Viridiplantae, Streptophyta, Magnoliopsida, Brassicales, Caricaceae. The record is from RefSeq and is a predicted model, not a curated record. Gene Ontology annotation, biological process: hydrogen peroxide catabolic process; response to oxidative stress. Gene Ontology annotation, molecular function: peroxidase activity; heme binding.